Molecule: messenger RNA, 758 nt
Organism: Eruca vesicaria subsp. sativa (arugula)
Lineage: Eukaryota; Viridiplantae; Streptophyta; Magnoliopsida; Brassicales; Brassicaceae
Source: the annotation of a GenBank genome assembly
GGAAGCUGAGAGAGAUCGAAAGAGUCUCGAAUCACAGUGAGUGAUGGAUUGUGUUCGCUACAAAACAUCAGAUCCAUGUCAAUGCACACCUGUCAUUGCUUCCGAGAGUAGCAAGAAGAAGAAGAGCCAUGUGUUGCUAGAAGGUUACGUGGAGAGUCUCUCCACGUUGGAUAACCAAGAAGAUCUGACGAGAUCCAAGAGCUUGACCGAUGACGAUCUCGAAGAUCUCAAGGGAUGUCUAGAUCUAGGGUUUGGUUUCAGCUACGACGAGAUCCCUGAGCUUUGCAACACUUUACCUGCUUUAGAGCUUUGCUAUUCCAUGAGCCAGAGAUUCUCUGAUGACAACAACAAGUCAUCACCGGAAAGUUCGUCGGUGGAUGAAUCUCCGGUGGCGUCGCCUCCGAUUGCCAACUGGAAGAUAUCUAGCCCCGGUGAUAAUCCGGAUGAUGUGAAAGCUAGGCUCAAGUACUGGGCACAAGCUGUUGCAUGUACCGUUCAGUUGUGCAGCUGAAUGAUUCAUUGUUGUCACGUCUGAAGCAGGAACACUAGUGAAGAUGUGAUAUUUACAUGAACAUUAUAAUCUCAGGCAUUGUUUAGAUGAGAAGGAGAUCUCAGAUAGGCAAUUGGAAGGUCUGGAAUUUAACUGAACACCUAGUAGUAUGAUUCUUUAUUAUUAUAUUUUUCCAAGUAUUUGUAGUAAUAUCUGGUCUAAUUAUUUUUGUGAACGGAAAUAAAGGUAUCAAAUGAAUAAAAGCAAC